Molecule: messenger RNA, 1605 nt
Organism: Telopea speciosissima
Lineage: Eukaryota; Viridiplantae; Streptophyta; Magnoliopsida; Proteales; Proteaceae
Exons: 2
Coding region: 1-1605 (534 amino acids)
Source: RefSeq, a predicted model, not a curated record
AUGUGGCGCACCAAAAACACCAUUCGAGAAAUAAUCAGAGAUGAUGGAUCGGCUUUGACGGAUCCUAAGGAGAUUGGUGAUCAUUUAGUGGCCCACUAUGAAAAUUUCUUCAAAAGUGGGAGGACAACUAGAGAUGCAGGCCUUCUUUCUACAAUUCCCUCCCUGGUGACAGAGCUGGAUAAUGCUAUGCUGACCAAGAUCCCUUCGCACGAUGAAAUUAGAUUUGCAGUUUUUUAUUUGGACCCCACUAGUGCUCCUGGGUCGGAUGGCUACCCAGGUACUUUCUAUAGGGUGUGUGGGGACUUUAUUGGUAGGGAUGUCUGUCGUGGCAUUCAGAGCUUCUUUAGGGAAGGCAUUGUCACUAAAGGAGUGAAUUGCAACUUCCUUUGCCUAAUCCCUAAACUUGAGAACGACAACAAGGUGGGGCAGUUCCACCCUCUCUGCCUGGGAAAUAUCUUUUUUAAAAUCAUCCCUAAAAUUAUGGCGACCAGAUUGUCCUCUAUUUUGUACAAGUUGAUAUCUCCUGAGCAAGGAGCUUUCCAGAAAGGCAGAGUCAUUUUUGAAAACAUUGGAGUCGCAUCAAAGCUAACAAAUCUGAUGGAAGUAAAAUGCAAGGGAGGAGGUUUGGAUAUGAAACUGGACAUUCAAAAAGCGUUUGAUAUGCUUGAGUGGAAUUUUCUGUUCGAUGUUCUCAAUGCCUUUGGAUUUUCUCAGUCUUGGAUUCAUUGGGUGCACCAAAUUCUUCAGUCGACCCAGAUCUCAGUUCUGAUUAAUGGAGGACCUGCUGGCUUUUUUGGGACGAAAAGAGGGUUGAGACAAGGCGACCCGCUGUCCUCUCUCCUUUUUAUAUUUUCUGAAGAGGUUUUAUGCAGAGGGUUAAAUGAGCUGCGACAUAGAGGAUGGCUUAAGGCUCUUGCAGGACCACGUCAGGUGAUAACUCCCUCCCAUCUCCUUUAUGCGGAUGACCUAUUUAUUUUUAUGAAGGCAGAGUUGGUUAAUGUUAGACGUGUCAAGCACUUCCUAGAGGCCUAUGGAGAGUAUUCGGGUCAGGUGAUAAACCUCGCUAAAAGCAAGGUUUUCUUUGGUCGUAUAUCAGCUGCUAGAAGACAAAGAUUAUUAUCGGUGCUACAAAUUCCUGUGUGUACCUUCCCAACAAGAGGUCAACUUGUGAAAGGGGAUGGGUCGCUCAAAAAGGCUAUUGGCACUUCCACACUUCUACCAGGCCUUAGGAGAGUUUGGGAAUUUGUACAGUCGGCGGAGAGAUGGGUGGUUAGAAAUGACAACUCUAUAAGAUUCUGGUACGACAAAUGGUUAGAUAAUCAAAGCAUUGAGGACCUAGUUCAUCCUCUCCACAUUCCACGCAAUCAAUUGGCUUCGGUUGCAGAUUUUUGGGAAGGAGGAAAUUGGGCACUGCCGGCAGUUCAAGAACCUGAGAUCCAGAGUGUCUUCAAUAAGAUUCAAGGCAGUGGGAUCACAUGUCACAAUGGGCCAGAUAGGAGAUUUUGGGCUCAUACGACAACAGGCCUGUUCACGGUCAAGUCUGCAUGGGAGGCCUUACGUCUAAAGGCUGCUAUACCUAACUGGGUCUCGGCAGUUUGGAACUGA